Molecule: messenger RNA, 1275 nt
Organism: Pseudomyrmex gracilis
Lineage: Eukaryota; Metazoa; Arthropoda; Insecta; Hymenoptera; Formicidae
Exons: 1
Coding region: 1-1275 (424 amino acids)
Source: RefSeq, a predicted model, not a curated record
AUGCAUAUGCGUGAUGCGGACGUAUUGUUUUCACUUGAUGUUGUCUCGCUGUUCACCAACAUUCCGUUAGACUUGGCUUUGGAUGGUGUAAGGAAGAGGUGGGAUAGCAUUAAGGAUCACACCAAAAUCCCGUUGGAUCCUUUCAUUCGAGCCCUUGAAUUUGUCUUAUCUUCAACCUUCUUCGAUUUCAAUGGUAUUACUUACCAACAAACCUUUGGAACUCCCAUGGGAUCGCCUCUCUCGCCAAUUAUUGUCGACAUCGUCUUACAAGAUCUUGAGACUCAUUGCCUGAAUUCGUUAAACAUAACUCCUCCUUUCUAUUUCCGUUAUGUUGAUGACAUCUUAAUGGCAGCUCCGAGAGAGCAUAUUGAUCCCAUUUUCAAUUGUUUCAAUUCCUACCAUCCAAGGCUAAAAUUUACCAUUGAGAUCGAGGAGGGUAGAUCAAUUAACUUCUUGGACACUUCAAUUUCUGUGAUAAACAACAAAUUGUUACUUAAUUGGUAUCACAAACCAACAUUUUCGGGCCGUUAUUUAAACUUCUUUUCGCAGCAUCCAUUGAAUCAAAAAAUAGGUAUUAUUUACGGCAUAAUAGACAGAGCAGUUCUCCUUUCACAUCCAUCUUUCCAUAAUGGAAAUUUAAUAAAAGCAAUCCAAAUUUUAUUAGCUAACGAUUACCCUCUAGACCUUAUUUUUAAAACUGUAAGAAGGAGAUUACAUUGUCUAUUCUCAGGCAAACUCAAUGUGGUGAAUGGCGAGUACAAUCCAGAGAGUGAACGUUUGAGUGGUGCGAGAGGUUACUUUACCUUGCCAUUUGUUUCGGGCACUACUGAUUCCAUUUCUAAGUCGUUAAAAAGAAAUGAUUUUAAGCUCUCUUUCAGAAUUUUAAAUACAUUAAGGAACUUUAUUAAAGUCCACAAGGAUGAUCUCAGUCAUGACUCAUUGUGUAAUGUUGUUUACAAAAUAAACUGUUCAUCUUGCGAUGCUUCAUAUGUUGGACAAACUAGUAGACAAUUACGUACUAGAAUUUCUGAACAUCAUAAAAAUAUUUAUCUCAAUCAAAACCGUCAAUCAGUUGUAAGCAAGCAUCGCAAUGAGUUCGGUCAUGAUUUUUUGUGGAACGAAGUUGAGGUUUUAGACACCGAGCAUUUCCUUCAGAGAAGAUUGGUUUCCGAAAUGUUGAACAUAAAAAUGCAAAAAAAUUGCAUAAAUUCCAUGACGGAUACCGAAUUAUUAGAUCCGGUUUAUACUUCCCUGAUUGAGAAGUUUGGUAGUUAG